Molecule: messenger RNA, 459 nt
Organism: Dracunculus medinensis (Guinea worm)
Lineage: Eukaryota; Metazoa; Nematoda; Chromadorea; Rhabditida; Dracunculidae
Source: the annotation of a GenBank genome assembly
AUGAUUCUCGUUCUGAGCUUUUUAAUUUUAAAAUUUUUUGUCGAAGCAAAUACUCAGACGGUUUCAAUACGAGAGUGUCAUAAUGGAGGUGUAGAAAAAGAUCCACCUGACCGAGGUGAUAAACCAAGGCGCCCCGUCCCCAGCACAUCAGCUUGUCGAGAUAACGAUCGAAAUGGUUUGUGCAACGCUUUGUUCCCAAAUGAUGCCAUUGCUACCAGUUUAAAUCCAAGUGUUACUCUACCAUAUAUUCAGCGAUCGCCACCAGAUUAUGUGCAUCAACGUGCGCUUUAUGUUGCAAAACUCCUCAGUUCAGCAGCUGUCCCGAUAGUGAGCCGAAAUUUGGCUUCAAGAUGCAAAGAUGAAAAAAUUGAUUGUGCACGACAUCAACAUCUUUGUCGUUUACAUCCAUUCUCAUUGUAUUAUAGCGUUUAUUGCCGUAAAACAUGCAAUUUUUGCUGA